AUGGCAUGGCGGGAUGUUGAGGUGUGGCGAAGACAGCGACCGUACGUGAACGCGGAGAUUCGGAAGGAUGCGCCGGACCAUUUGGCUCGUCUUGGUCUCGCCACAAGCUUUGUGUUUGUGGUGGGCAUGGCGGAGGGCGCUACAGUCUCUGCCCUCAAGGGUGACCUCAAGUUUCCCACCAGGUACGCUAUUUACAACACCAUCCCUAGCUUCGUCGGAGGCAAGGUGCCGGCUUCCAGCGUGGCUUCUGCCAUGGCGACCCCGCCGCCCGUUCGAGCGUGUCCGAGGGCAGCGGCGCACGCGGCCAACUUGCGGGCCUUGCGAACCGCGGUUGCGGGGUAUACGGUGCUCAGCGUUGUGUUCCAGGUAGCACUAGCAGGAGGCAGGGGAAUGGAAGCCUAUCAGCAGGCCGUCGCCGAUGGACUCGAAGUACCAAGUUGGUCUGCCUCUGGCUUUGGCGACGGAAGCGCGGGAGGCGUGGUCCGGUUGUGCGGGGCUAGGGGUUUAGAGCCAGCGUUAGUAGCGCCGAUGGCUGGGCGUGGGGGUUACCGGACACCCAUCCUCCCGGUGGUCGUUUCGGGCGGGGGUUUCGGACACCGGAGCGGGGGCUGGAGGUCGAGCGACCCAGCGUCUUCUUUUCUCUCCGAGGGGGCACUUUCUGCCGUCGCCAAGGUCUCGCCGCGGCCGUGCUACUACCGAAUAGGCGGGGACCGUGUCUUCUGCCGGGAGGCGUGGCAGCCGGUGGUGUCGGCGCUGGCGGAGGCGGGAGCGACGUCCGACAGCCGAGAAAUAGUGCUAGUUAUGGAGGCGGACGCUGUGUCCUCCGACGCCCCUCAGACCCUCAUGUCGCCGCCUCGCGAGGUUAAGGGUGGAGAGGGGAGGCUGGGAGAGGAUCAGGCGGUGUGGGGGUUGGCCAUGCUGCGAAGAGCUCUCGAGGAGAGGAGAAGAGAGCGGGGGGCCGGGAGGCUGGCGAGCGUCCUCCUGGCGGAGAGGCGCCUGGUCUGUGCCGAGGGGUCCACUACGACGACGGUAAGCAUAGACGCGCGGGCGGCGCUGCUGCUGUCGGUGCUGUCUUGGGCCGAGCAGUGCCACGGGGACGACGACGCCCUUGCGGACGAAGCAAACGCGUCGCCAGGCAAUAGCGGGUCAUCGGCAGACGGCGAACCCGCCGGUUUCGUAGCAGAACCAAUAGCCUUGGGUGAGGACCGUGACCCCGCAGGUUUGACAACGGCGGCAGCAGCUGCUGACAAGCUUGACACGACGGAGGGCUUCGUCGCCCCUGACGAGGAAUUGGGGGCUGAUACCGCUGCUGUUGCGGAGGAGGAGGAGGAAGAGGAGGAAGAGGAGGAUACCACGGGAGUAGAUGGAGACGCUACCGCCCGAGCAGACGAUGACGAGCAGGGCCCGUCAGCCAGCACAGCGGCGAGGGUGCUGGUCGUGCUCGAGGGGGUUGGACGCGGUGUCAGGGUCGCCGCCGCACGGCUCGGACAGGUCAGGUCCACGAUGGGUCGCUCGCUGGGCGCGGUCUCGGCCUGGCUUGUGGAGAACGGGAGGAGGAGGCCCACCACCCCCGAUGCCGGAAUCAACCGGGUGUUGGUUUACGACACGGAUGACGACGAAUCUUUCCGGUGGCUGGCUGCGAAGAUGCUCAAGGUGGGCUGGGCUAUCGAGCGGCAGACGUCUGAGCGGCUGCGCAACGAGGCAGGUGUACCUGUUUUGGUGCACAGCUGCAGCGACGAGAAGACGCUUACGGCUGCUGCCGGUCACGUCGUCAAGGGCGCAAACGUGUGUGCUGUGGUACACAGCUGGGACUGUGGAGUGGAGGCAAGGCGUCUCUUGGUCGGAGCUCGAGAAACGGUACUGCCCGAUGAAGGGCGUGCCGCGCGCCAGCCAUGUGCGGAGGUGAUUUGCACCGCGGAAGUGGGAGAAGACUUAUUCCAGUUCGUGAGAUGGCAGCUUUUGUCAGGAGCCACAACCGAGCAGGUGCAGCAGGGGCUCGACGAUCUCUUCGGCGCGUUCUACGAAACUGAACGAGAGAAACGAUAG
Messenger RNA from Ectocarpus siliculosus, 2046 nucleotides. Lineage: Eukaryota; Phaeophyceae; Ectocarpales; Ectocarpaceae. The record is from the annotation of a GenBank genome assembly.